Glossina fuscipes is the source of this 2042-nucleotide messenger RNA. Its product is annotated as equilibrative nucleoside transporter 1-like. Gene Ontology annotation, molecular function: nucleoside transmembrane transporter activity. Bases 657 to 1916 code for a protein of 419 amino acids. Gene Ontology annotation, cellular component: plasma membrane. NCBI's taxonomy places the organism in Eukaryota, Metazoa, Arthropoda, Insecta, Diptera, Glossinidae. The record is from RefSeq and is a predicted model, not a curated record. The transcript is spliced from 9 exons. Gene Ontology annotation, biological process: nucleoside transmembrane transport.
AAUUUUGAAAAUUUUAAUAUUUUAUUGUGCUUAAGCUGUAAAUGCAGCAGAGUUUCAAUGAAGUCGAUAGCCUUAGAUAACUGGUGCUUCAUUGUUUGAAGUUAUUUCUGUUAGCUAAGCUAAUAAUAAUAAUAAUAAGCAAUUUUCUUAUAAAUCGUCCAUAAGAUGAUAAUUAAUCUUUUAGGAAUCUCCGACUUAAAGAUUCGAUUCGUAAAAGCCGAAAUAUUUGUUCGCUUUUUAAAAAUGCAUUUCCAAGCUCUUUUUUUUCUACCCGCCGCAAGGAAAUGUCCCCUGCAUUGGUGCGAGCAGGAAGAAGGAUGGAAAGAUGGAGCAGUGCUUCGCACGUUUGACUUGGGAGCAGAAAUAUCAAGCACGUUGGGAAAGACCAUUGUCGGCAGAUUGUUACAGAGGUGGGCAGUGUGAUUGAAGAACGACCAAACGUGGUAAUGUGUCGUGCGAUACGCCGGCAAUUCCAAGACGAGUAGAGCACUUGCCCUGGAUGUGCUUAUAAAUAAAUCAUCCUCUCAAAUCUUCUCGGUCCAAAGAAAAUUUUUUGGACUUUUUUACCGAGUUUUGUCAUGAAUGCUCACUCCUUCAUCCAAUAUUCCGGUCGAAGUUUCGCCUAGAUUCGCUGAGCAUUUGAUACUAGACUAACGAUGGCAAAAGCUCAAAUGUCUUUGACGCCGCCAAAAGAUAAAUUUAAAUUAGUAUUUUUAAUUUUUCUACUGCACGGUCUCGGUACGCUAAUGCCCUGGAAUAUGUUUAUCACCGCGAAAAGCUAUUUUGUAGAUUUUAAAUUGGCAUCUACAAAUGAUACGUCUUCCUCAAUAUCGUACGAUGGAUAUUUUCUUCAGUACUUGGGUUUCGCAUCGCAGAUACCUAAUUUAAUAUUUAAUUGGUUAAAUAUUUUCGUGCAAUUGGGAGGCGAUCUAACAAAGCGAAUAGUGUAUAGCAUAUUAUUGGAAUUAAUUAUUUUUACAAUUACGAUUAUAUUGGCUAUAUUGGAUUCAUCGGUUUGGCCGGACGUAUUCUUUUGGAUAACCAUGUUAAGUGUAAUCUUGUUAAAUAUGGCUAAUGGCAUUUAUCAAAAUACGAUUUAUGGCAUGGCAGCCACUCUACCCGUUGAGUACACUGGUGCCGUUGUUCUCGGUGCUAAUAUUAGUGGCCUUUUUGCGACAAUCGUCUCCAUAUGCAGCUCAUUCGUUUUCUCUUCAUACAGAACUUCCGCUAUUUAUUACUUCAUCACUGCCAUGUUAGUGCUACUAAUGUGCUUUGAUACCUACUUCGCGUUACCUUUAAAUAAAUUUUAUAGAUAUCAUGAAACGAUAAGACGUAAAGAGAAUGUGCGGACAGAUCAGCGUGUUCCGGUUAAAAUUCCAUAUGGUAGUGUCUUCUUCCAAGCAUUUCCUCAACUUUUUAAUAUAUUUUUUGUAUUUUUUGUUACACUCGCUGUAUUUCCGGCGGUACAUUCUGAUAUUAGACCGAACCACAAUGAUUUUUUUAUACCCGAUCAACUUUUUACAUCAAUAACAUGUUUCUUGACAUUUAAUUUAUUUGCUAUGCUCGGAAGCUUAGCUACGUCGUGGGUACAAUGGCCUAAGCCAAAAUAUUUAUGGAUUCCUGUUUCAAUGCGUGGUGCAUUUUUGCCAUUAUUCUUGUUCUGCAACUAUUUACCAAAAGGUGUGCAGAGAACACUGCCAAUUUUAAUAACAAACGAAUGGAUCUAUUGGAUUAUUGCGGUAGUCAUGUCGUUCAGUUCCGGCUAUUUAAGUUCGCUUGGCAUGAUGUACGCUCCAAAAACGGUAUCUCCGAAAUACCAAACAACAGCGGGAAUGUUUGCAGCCGCUAUGUUAAUAACUGGAAUAUUUUCGGGGAUUCUUUUUUCCUUUCUAUUUCCAUACUUUGUAAUUUUUUAAAUUAAAAUCAUUUCUCAAAAAUGUUCGAAUCGGGAAAAUAAUAAAUUUUUAUGUUUUAAUACAAUUAUUAAUCAGGACUAUUCCGCAGAGGUGGAAAUAACAACAACAACAACAACAACAAAAUCA